AUGCUUUCCAGACUGCUAGAGGCUUAUGAUAUCGGACCUUUGGUGGUCGCUGCAACCAGGGUGCCAAAAGACAAAGUCGCGUUGCGAGUGGAAGCUGAAAUAAGAGACCUCUGGUUUUGGCUAGGUCGUACUCUAGAUUAUGCCUUCACUAACCUCGGACUUGACAAGGCCGGAGACACCCUUUUCGAAAACCAUUUACUCCCCUUUUGGACGAGCUACCUUACCUACUACAAUUCUAAUGUACACGAGACACUUCAAGUAUCGAUGUGUUCGAUAUUGGAGAAGCAUUCGCGUCCGUAUUUAAAGACACUGUUGUAUACGGUUAAAAACCCUGAUGUUACUUUGCAUCUAGAAGAAGAAUUGAAAAAUAAGAUGCUGAAGAUCUGGAUCGAUGAUGAGACUCCUGUCGUGAGAGUGCUCCUGAGCGUGAUUAUAGUGAAAACAGAAGGGAAUGAAAAUACGCUGUACGGAAGCGCGCUACAAAAAGCUGCAGGUGUUUAUAUUAAUCGGCGUCAGUAG
Molecule: messenger RNA, 519 nt
Organism: Peronospora farinosa
Lineage: Eukaryota; Oomycota; Peronosporomycetes; Peronosporales; Peronosporaceae
Source: the annotation of a GenBank genome assembly